AUGCUGGUCCUCACUACGAAGGCCAUCCCAGAGUCUGUUAUUGGCCGCCGAGAAGAGUCGGGACCCACUCCCGUUAUUCCUGCGACCGCCCGUAACAGAUGUGUUGUUUCUCAACAGUUUGCAGUCCCUAGGCCUCCUCUUGUCCCGUGUCCUUUUGUUGCUGCUGGAUCCCAGGUGUUGUUAUCUAAACAAGGUCCCCGGCGCAGAAUACAAAGCUCUCAGUUGAUGCCUGUCGAGGCGGGAGUCAGAAGACUCGAGCGCUAUCUGCUCAGUCGCCGCUGGGUGGCUUCCGAAACCUGCCAGGAGCGGCCGCCGCUGAGCCUGCAGCUGGCGGAGAGCGUGUCUCUGGGGGCGCGGCUCGCGCUCUCGCACUGCCAGCAGCUGUUCCGCUGGAGGCCCUGGAACUGCCCGGCCGCCGACUUCAGCCUGAGAGCGCAGCGGCGCGUGACGCGGGAGGCGGCGCUGGUGUCGGCGCUGACGGCGGCCGGCGUGGUGCACAGCGUCACCAGGAACUGCUCGCGCGGCGACGUGCCGGGCUGCGGCUGCGACGACCGCCUGCCGCAAGGGCUCUUCUACCGCCGCGCAGGGAGCGGAGGCUUCGAGCAGGAGGAGCGUCAGCUGCCGGCCGGCGAGAGUGAACCUGAGGAGUACGCCUGGCAGUGGGGCGGCUGCAGCGAGGCGCCGCUGUACGGCCAGGCGGUGGCCAGCAGGUUCCUGGACGGCAGCGAGCAGCCCAUGGACGCCACCGCCAUCGCGCGCCGGCACAACCACCGCGUCGGCAUCGAAGUGGUGCGAGGCAGCAUGGAGACGCGGUGCAAGUGCCACGGCACGUCGGGUUCGUGCAGCGUGCAGACGUGCUGGCGGCUGCUGCGGCCCUUCCACCACGUGGCGGCCCGCCUAGAGCGCCUCUACCACGACGCCAUCCGGAUUAAUUAUGACGAGCAGCUGGGAAGCAUUGCAUUGGGAAAUUCUGCCACCAUGGACCAUCCUGAUGUGUCACCAGAACAGCUCAUUUACAUUGAACAGUCACCAAAUUACUGUCUUCCAAACAGAACAUCAGGAUGGCAUGGAGUGAGGGGAAGAUCAUGUCCAAAAGAAGUUUUGGACUCUGGAGAGGUCAAAGACCAUUGCCGAGACCUCUGUGCAGCAUGUGGUUUUGCAGUGUCACAGGAUGCCAGGAUACAGACUGUACCUUGUCACUUUAUCUUCAACGACGGCUUCAUGGGACCCGCACAGACAGUGAGUGUCACGGGCACUCAGCUUGGCAACACGGAGUUCGAAUUCUCCAGAAGGCGCAACGCGGACCACCUUGUACGCUCAGAGGUGAUCGAGGAAGGCAUCGCAGACUGA
Molecule: messenger RNA, 1350 nt
Organism: Schistocerca serialis cubense
Lineage: Eukaryota; Metazoa; Arthropoda; Insecta; Orthoptera; Acrididae
Product: protein Wnt-8b-like
Exons: 8
Coding region: 1-1350 (449 amino acids)
Biological process (GO): canonical Wnt signaling pathway; cell fate commitment; neuron differentiation
Cellular component (GO): extracellular region
Molecular function (GO): frizzled binding; cytokine activity
Source: RefSeq, a predicted model, not a curated record